Gongylonema pulchrum is the source of this 598-nucleotide messenger RNA. The record is from the annotation of a GenBank genome assembly. Lineage: Eukaryota; Metazoa; Nematoda; Chromadorea; Rhabditida; Gongylonematidae.
GAUCAAUAUGGUCAUGCUGGCGUAUAAAAAGCACUGGUCCAUGUCUUAUGGAUUUAACCAAAUUUCCAAUGGAUUCAAUUUCAUGUAUGCUAACAUUUGAGUCCUAUAAUUACAACAUUGAUGAAGUACGGAUGAAAUGGAAUGAACCUCAUGCUGUACUUAUGUUUAAGGAUAUCGAAUUGCCGGAUUUUACAUUGGUCAAUUAUACUACCUCUGUCAUCGAGGCUAAAUAUGCAGCAGGCCUAUGGGAUGAGCUUACUGUUUCAUUCACGUUUAAGAGGCGUUAUGGAUGGUAUAUUUUACAAGGAUAUAUUCCGACAUAUUUGACAAUUUUUAUCUCCUGGAUCCCAUUUUACAUGAGCCCGCGAGCGAUGCCUGCACGAACAAUGAUUGGUGUCAAUUCGUUACUGGCAAUGACUUUUCAGUUUGGUAAUAUUAUUCGGAAUCUGCCGCGAGCGAUCGAUGUAUGGGUUUUAAGUGGGAUGACUUUCAUAUUUGCAUCUUUGAUUGAACUUGCGAUGAUUGGAUUCAUGAGCAGAUAUGAAGGCAGAGCUGACGUAAGACUUAAACAAAUGCGUAAAAAGGUAAAAUUUUAAAA